Temnothorax curvispinosus is the source of this 924-nucleotide messenger RNA. RefSeq names its product putative nuclease HARBI1. The transcript is spliced from 3 exons. The coding region runs from base 3 to 776 and encodes 257 amino acids. NCBI's taxonomy places the organism in Eukaryota, Metazoa, Arthropoda, Insecta, Hymenoptera, Formicidae. The record is from RefSeq and is a predicted model, not a curated record.
UGAUGAAUGCGCAUUUAUUACGUCAGUGGAUACGAUUUCCAAUGACACCAUUAGACAGAGCUGCAACACGGAACAAAUUUGCACGAACGUUUCCGGGUGCUAUUGGUGCUAUAGAUUGCACGUACAUAAAUAUUAUUACACCACGUAUACACGAGGAGGCAUACGUAAAUCAUCACGGCAAUCACUCAUUAAAUGUACAAGCUAUAGUCGAUCCAGACUUGAAAAUAUUAAAUAUCAACGCACGAUAUCCAGGAGCGAGGAAUGAUGCUUUUAUAUGGAAUUCUUCUCCAAUUAAACAUGUAAUGGAACACUUCUAUAAUCAUGGUGAAAGAAGAACGUAUUUGAUUGGAGAUGCAGGAUAUCCCUUGGAACCUUGGCUCAUGACACCGUUACCUUACUAUCCACAGAGGAGUCGGCAGUACCAUUAUAAUGAAAAAUUAUGUAAAGCACGAUGUAUUGUAGAAAGAUUUUUCGGAGUCCUUAAGGGAACUUGGCGAUGUUUAUCAUACCAACGCGUAUUAAUGUACGCUCCAGAUAUUGCUGGCCAAAUAGUAAAUGCAUGUGCAAUAUUGCACAAUAUGCGUCUGUAUUAUCGGUUACCCUUGGACAUGGAAGAAAAUGUGUUCCUCGAUAACGCACCUGCAGAUCACAUCCAUGUAGAAGAAGAAGAAGAAGUAGAAAUUCGCAGAGGGCCUAGAGCUGUAGCACAGCGGAUACAAAAACAACUUAUGCAAGAGUGGUUUCCCAAUUAUGUAUGUGCAUGGGAUAAUGAAUAGGAAUUUAGUAAAAUUUCUUAAGGAUGUAUUGUAAAGAAAACUUUAUAAUUAUGGAAUAAGGACAAAUCGUCAAUUACAUUAUACACUAAGAAUGGUCAUAAAUAAGGAAUUUAAGUGAAAGAAUAAAACGUAUAACAGUAAUUUUGAA